AUGGGAAGCAGUGAAGCAGAGACACCUGCUAAGGCAAACAAGGCAUCUGCACCUCAGGAGCAGCAGCCACCUGCUACUUCGAGUAUUGCAACACCGACAGUUUACCCAGAUUGGACCAGCUUUCAGGGAUAUCCUCCAAUUCCACCACAUGGGUUCUUUCCCUCUCCUGUGGUGUCAAACCCACAGGGUCAUCCAUACAUGUGGGGACCUCAGCCUAUGAUGCCACCAUAUGGGACUCCACCAUAUGUCAUAUACCCUCCUGGAGGAAUUUAUGCUCACCCAUCAAUGCGACCGGGUGCACACCCAUUUGCUCCCUAUACCAUGACUUCUCCAAACGGCAAUCCUGAUGCUGCUGGAACUACCACCACUGCUGCUACUGCUGGUGGUGAAACAAAUGGCAAAUCCUCUGAAGGAAAAGAAAAAAGUCCCAUUAAAAGAUCCAAAGGAAGUUUGGGUAGCUUGAACAUGAUUACAGGGAAAAACUGUGUCGAACAUGGUAAGACCUCAGGGGCAUCAGUCAAUGGAACCAUCUCUCAAAGUGGGGAAAGUGGAAGUGAAAGUUCAAGUGAGGGAAGUGAAGCGAAUUCUCAGAAUGAUUCACAACACAAGGAAAGUGGACAAGAACAAGAUGGAGAUGUCCGAAGUUCCCAGAAUGGUGUAUCACCUUCACCAUCCCAGGCGCAGUUGAAGCAAACUUUGGCAAUUAUGCAAAUGCCAUCAAGUGGUCCAGUGCCUGGCCCAACAACAAACUUGAACAUAGGAAUGGACUACUGGGCAAAUACAGCAAGCUCCUCUCCUGCAUUGCAUGGUAAAGUGACCCCAACUGCAAUUCCAGGGGCUGUGGCCCCAACAGAGCCGUGGAUGCAGGAUGAACGUGAACUGAAAAGGCAGAAAAGAAAGCAGUCAAACAGGGAUUCUGCUCGCAGAUCUAGGCUGCGCAAGCAGGCUGAAUGUGAGGAGUUGGCUCAGCGCGCUGAAGUAUUGAAACAGGAAAAUGCUUCACUUAAAGAUGAAGUGAGCCGGAUCAGAAAGGAGUACGAUGAACUUCUGUCAAAGAAUAGCUCACUGAAGGAUAACGUUGGAGACAAACAACACAAAACUGAUGAGGCAGGACUUGACAAUAAGCUGCAACAUUCUGGCGAUGACAGCCAGAAGGACACUAAUUGA
Molecule: messenger RNA, 1167 nt
Organism: Triticum turgidum subsp. durum (durum wheat)
Lineage: Eukaryota; Viridiplantae; Streptophyta; Magnoliopsida; Poales; Poaceae
Source: the annotation of a GenBank genome assembly